This is a messenger RNA of Orussus abietinus, 589 nucleotides long. RefSeq names its product transmembrane protein 234 homolog. The coding region runs from base 130 to 546 and encodes 138 amino acids. Lineage: Eukaryota; Metazoa; Arthropoda; Insecta; Hymenoptera; Orussidae. The record is from RefSeq and is a predicted model, not a curated record. The transcript has 4 exons.
AUGAGCCGACAUUCAAAUUACUUUGAUAGAUUUUAGUAGAAGUGUUUUCUCAUGUGAUUUAUGUUAUCACUCUUGUGAUUACCAACUAUUAUCAACAUAAAACUGUUAUUACGCCCAUAUUAAACAACAAUGACGGUUUCACUAGAUACGGUGAUAUAUCUCGUGUUUGUUGCCAUAUUAUGGGGUGCGACAAAUCCCCUGAUCAAGAAGGGUUCUCAAGGAAUAGAAAGUGUUAAGGAUCCCUCACCAUGGAGACAGACAUCCAAAGAAAUAGUUUAUUUGUUUACAAAUCUGAGGUACGUGAUACCGUUUAUCCUUAAUCAAUGUGGGUCUUUGCUGUAUUUUUUUGCUCUGCAAAAUGCAGAUCUGUCUUUGGCAGUUCCAGUAACUAAUUCCCUUACAUUUGUAUUCACUGGAAUUACAGGGUGGAUCUUGGGAGAAGAAAGAGUUCAUAAAAACACAUAUUUUGGUAUGAUAAUGAUUCUUUGUGGAUCAACUUUAUGUUGCCUCGACAAAGUAGGCAUGACCAACGAUCGCGAUUUAUAGUGAUAAUCCUGGACGAGGGUGAUUUUCGUUUUUCUACACAGCC